Messenger RNA from Dictyostelium discoideum AX4, 1116 nucleotides. It is a transcript of the gene rcl1, whose product is annotated as RNA 3'-terminal phosphate cyclase family protein. Bases 1 to 1116 code for a protein of 371 amino acids. Gene Ontology annotation, molecular function: catalytic activity. Gene Ontology annotation, biological process: ribosome biogenesis; RNA processing. The record is from RefSeq and is a predicted model, not a curated record. Gene Ontology annotation, cellular component: nucleolus. The transcript is spliced from 2 exons. Lineage: Eukaryota; Evosea; Eumycetozoa; Dictyosteliales; Dictyosteliaceae.
AUGUUAAAAUUUCAAGGAUCAACACAUUUUAGACAAAGAAUUAUAUGUUCAACACUUAGUGGUAAAGCGAUCAGAAUUACAAAUAUAAGAGAUGAAGAUGAGAAACCAGGUUUAAGAGAUUAUGAAGCAUCAUUCUUACGUUUAGUAGAUAAGAUUACAAAUGGAUCAAAGAUAGAGAUUAAUUCAACAGGUACACAAAUUACAUAUAUUCCAGGUAUUAUCAUCGGUGGUAAAGGUAUCACUCAUGAAUGUGGUACAGUCAGAGGUAUUGGUUAUUUUGUUGAAGCUUUAAUUUGUUUAGGUCCUUUCGCAAAAGCACCAUUAGAUAUAACUUUAAAUGGUAUUACAAAUAAUGAUAUAGAUUUAACAAUUGAUACAAUUAGAACUACAACAUUACCAAUUAUUAGAAAAUUUGGAAUUGAAGAAGGGUUAAUAAUAAAGAUAAUAAAACGUGGAGCACCACCAAAUGGUGGUGGAUCAGUUAAUUUUAAAUGUCCAAUUGUACCACAUUUAAAGGCAAUUCAAUUAAUAGAUGAAGGUAAAAUUCGUAGAAUACGUGGUAUUGCUUAUGCAACACGUAUCUCACCACAAUUUUCAAAUAGAGUUUUAGAUAAAGCAAAGGGAUUAUUAUUAGAGUAUACACCAGAUGUUUACAUUUCAAGUGAUCAUUAUAAAGGUAACGAGUCUGGUUUAUCACCAGGUUACGGUUUAACUUUAGUUGCUGAAACUACAACUGGCUGUUGUUUAUCAGCUGAAUGUAUGAGUAAUACUGGUAUUGCCACAACUGAACAACAAUUACAAAAACAAAAAUCAACCUCUGAAACACCUGAAGAUUUAGGUGAAAGAACUGCAUUUGCACUUUUAGAAGAGAUUUUCAAUGGUGGUUGUAUCGAUAGUCAUAAUCAAAGUUUAGCAUUACUAUUCAUGGUUUUAUGUCCAGAAGAUAUUUCAAAAGUUAGAUUAGGUAAAAUCACUCCAUACACAAUUGAAUUCAUUCGUCAAUUACGUGAUUUCUUUGGUGUUACCUUUAAAAUUGAACCUGAUCAAAAUUCAAAAACUGUUUUAUUCACUUGUUUAGGUAUUGGUUAUAAAAAUAUGGCAAGAUCAACAUUUUAA